ACGAUAAGCACGCACAGAAAAAAACAGCUCACACUAGCAAAAACUGAAGACCUGCUCAAAUAAGAGCCCAAAAUUAGCUCCAGAAUUGAUUACUUGGGCCAUAUACUAGACUAGAGUGACUAGUGUAAGAGAUUUAAACCUCAACACACUCAAAACCAGACCCAUUUUAAAGCUGAUGAUGCGCAAAACAAUUUGAGGAAGUACCCAAUAGGUGAAGCGAGCUGAUGAUGAAAUCCUGAGAACUUCAUGAUGAUGCAAAGGAUUUAAACUGGUAAGUGAACCAUACACUUUCUGGUACUGUAGGAAAACAUUCACGAGAGUUCACCGAGAAAGAAAUCAGAGAUGGGUACAAACAAAGAGUCAAAUGCUGAGCAGUCGGGAGCAGCAUCGCAGAUUGAGGAAGACAUGGAGCUGACAACUGAACAGAACAGUCCGGUUGAUCAAGACCCACGACAAACGGAGGACGGCAAGCUUCUUAAUACAUACAAGUGGCACACUGGAGCCAAGGCUGAAACGGUGGCACAGGGCGCCAUUGAGAGGCUGGAGAAAGGUGCCUCAAACAAGUGGAACAAAAUGCAGAGCUGGCGCAAAGCCCUAAGUGAAGACCCUGGGGAAAAGUCCUCAACUGCAAAUCGAGGAGGAGAAAGCCCUUCCAAACCAGACAAGCCGACAACUUCAAGGAAAAACCCUUUCCGCAGAGCUCUUUCUGAGCCACCGGGGUCUCUCCUGUCCUCUUCGGCCCCCGUGUCUUCGAGCGCACAGGCAACAGGGUCCACCGUCCAGGACACAACACAGAGGGGCAAAAUCAGAAAGUACCUGCAAUCGGUCUCAAAUAAGUUCAAGAAGCCUCGUCUGCAGAGUACUGUCACAGAGCAUGAAAAGUGUGAACCUGAAUAUGUGGUCCAAGACCCUGUUCGGCUAUCCUGGGCCCCCCCACAAGAGGUUCCCGUUUGGGACAUUAGCAACUGCUUUCUUCAGGAUGGACAGAUCCUUAUCCCACGUGAAGAGGAGCCUAUGAUGACAGUUCGGAACCGGGCCAGCAGUUGUCUCUUCAGCCUCAGUCUGCAGAACAUCAGCGGAAGUCACGCUGAGCUAAACCCAGAUCCUGUGGUCCCGUCAAGUGGUACCAAAUUAAAAGGGCAAGAUGGUGGAGUCAAAGGUUUAAUCAAGCGCCGCUUACAGGGUGAUGAUAAAAGGAAAAGCAGCACCCAGCUCAAUACUGCAGGAUUAAGUGUUGCUGCAAGGUAUGGUUCCAGAGAAUCUUUAUCCAUCCCAGUCAGUGCUGCAAAAAGCCUCAAUCUAAAUGCAGACCAGACCACCGUCAUCAGGCCGGUCCACAGCUCCAUUCUAGGGGAGAAGUACUGUUUUCAGGUUAUAAACUCAGAAAAUAACCACUGCUUUGGGUGCACUUCAGCUGCAGAAAGAGAUCGCUGGAUUGAGGACUUGCGUCGUACAGCUCAUCCAAAUAAGGACAACUGUGAGCGCACUGAAAACUCACUUUGCCUUUGGAUUAAUGAAGCAAAAGACCUUCCCCCAAAGAAGAGAUAUUAUUGUGAGGUCCACCUUGAUGGUACACUGUUUGCUCGUACAAGUAGCCGAGCUGUAGGGAAGUCUGUCCAACGCUCCAGCCAGGCAGUUGAUGGAGGAUCUGGAGCAGCUGGCAGUGGUGGUACUUUAGGAGGUUGCCAGUUGUUCUGGGGUGAAUUUUUUGAACUUGACAACUUGCCCCCUGUUACCCAGAUCACCCUGCACCUCUUUAAAGGUGAAGAUCCCAAGAAGAAGCGCAAUUCCAGAGACGAUGCUAUCCUGCAUCCUUUAGGAAGUGUAGCUCUCCCUCUGGCAGACAUAAAAGGACGUGCCUAUCAAGAGAAAUGGUAUCCCAUUGUUGCCUAUAAAGCCCCGGGAACUAGUACAGCAAAGGAUUCGGUUGGACUGCAGGCUUCAAUUCGAGUCAAGGCCAAAUUCAAGAACCUGAAAAUUCUGCCUAUUGAGAGGUACAAGGAAUUUGCAGAGUAUGUUACAGUGAAUUAUGUGGAUAUGUGUAGCAGUCUUGAACCCCUUCUCAAUGUACGGGAGAAAGAAGAACUAGCAGGAGCACUUGUUCAUGUGCUCCAAAGCAUUGGGAAAGCUAAGGAAUUCCUAAUUGAUCUUGGUAGUGCAGAAGUUCAACGCUUGGGAGAAAAUGAGGCUUUGAUCUUCAGGGAGAAUACACUGGCUACAAAGGCUAUUGAUGAAUACAUGAAAUUGGUUGGCCAGAAGUAUCUCAUUGACACACUUGGUGACUUUAUAGCAAGACUGUACAAUGGAGGAGAGAACUGUGAGGUAGACCCGCAAAAAUGCUCUCCCUCUGAUCUACCAAUCAACCAGAGACAUCUUAAAGAGACCUGUGAGGACGUUGUGAAAAGAAUUGCUGACAUGCAAGAAUCAUUCCCAGCGGAGCUGAAUGAGAUUUUUUCCAGUUGGGUAUCAGACUGUGAAGAUCGAGGUCAACAAGACAUUGGACACCGUCUCAUAUCAGCCUCUCUGUUUCUUCGAUUCUUAUGCCCAGCAAUCCUCAGUCCAUCUCUCUUUGGCCUUACCCAACCCUAUCCAGAGACAAACACCCUUCGCACUCUUACUUUGACAGCCAAGGUCAUUCAAAACCUUGCAAACUUCACCUUGUUUGGUGAAAAAGAGGAGUACAUGUUUUUCAUGAAUGACUUUUUAACACAACACUGGGAGCCUAUGCGAGAAUUCUUACAGAAAGUCUCUAAUCCAGAGAGCGAAAUCACCAUGUCUCGAUUUGACGGCUACGUAGACCUGCCUCUUCGUCUAGCUAUCCUUCACAAUCUCCUGGUUGAUAUUAUCUCUGUCAUGAAACAGGACCAAAUAGACAAUCUACAUCCCUUGCCUAGAAUUCUUAACCAGAUCACAGAAUUCCUUGGCCAUGAUGCGCAACAGAUUCCUGUUAGCAGCAGCCAAGCAAUGCCAAAGCCUAUAUAUGUACCUCCAAGGGAUCUCCCCAAGUACAGUCCAUUACAAACCUCCAUGCAGCAGCUUCCCAUAGACUCAAAACCCAACCAAUGUUCUAAAGAACGUCAGCGGAGGCAGGUGCAGAGGGCAUUCAGUGUGCCUAACAGACCAUCAAGACAGCAGCGGCAACCAAUGAAGAGACAGGCAAGCAAUGAAGAGCUACCCACACAGUGCCCAGACGACAAUCAAGUUCAAGAUCACUGUUUGGAAAUUUCACCCCCAAGCAAUCCCGAAAAAUCCAAAGCCGCUGCAGCAGCAAAAGUACGCUGGAUCAUACAACCUGACGGUAGUGAGACCCGUCAGGUAACAAGGCAAGAUCAAGAGGAGACAAACACAUUGGAUAAGCACGCACAAGAGUUGUCUGAGCUGCGUAUGGGAGUGGAACAGGUGACGGAGCGUGAGCUGGAGAUGGCCAAGCGCUUAGAAGACUUCAUCGUUUUAACUCAAGACCAGAAUGCACAGCUACAGGCAGAGGUUCAGGACCUUCGCAAUCUCUUGGCCAUCCGUGAAGAACAGCUAGCAAGUGCAACGUUCAGACUCGGAGUCAUAGAAGAGGAGCGGGAGGAAGAUGAGAGGAAGCUGAAUGUUGCAGUGGCUGCAGUAGAGCGCAUGAAUGUUUUGGAGGAGCAGUUUGCUGGGUUGUUGAAAGAUGUGCACCACCUCUAUGCAGCUAAUUCCGAUGGCUUAAGACAAACUUACAUCAAUACUUGAUGCAAGACAGGAAAUGCACUGGUGUGGUGUGCUACAGAGUGCCAUUUCGCAAUGCCAUUUGUCAGAUUUUCUGAAUUCACUGCGCUUGCAUAGCUACCUGUCACAGUUAAAGCAGAUACAUUUUUACCGCAAUAAUGGGUUGUUGUAAAAACAACAAUGGUUACACAAUUAAAAACUGGAGACAUAUUUGUGCAUUUAAUUUGUCCAUAUUUUAGAGCUUAAUGUAAAGAAUAGAGCCACAUAAGAGUUUUCUUUAAUUGUGUUUUGCAGACUUCAACAAAUAAACUGUGUAUUAAACACA
Molecule: messenger RNA, 4024 nt
Organism: Danio aesculapii
Lineage: Eukaryota; Metazoa; Chordata; Actinopteri; Cypriniformes; Danionidae
Gene: rasal3
Product: RAS protein activator like 3
Exons: 18
Coding region: 343-3723 (1126 amino acids)
Biological process (GO): regulation of GTPase activity
Source: RefSeq, a predicted model, not a curated record